UCUUUCGUUCAUUCUCUGCUCAUCUCCUCCUCGCUGUUGUUCUUCAUUUCUUCCCUCAUUGUAGCUGAGCUUGCUUGUUUCUUCUCUGUUGAGGAUCUGCCGUGAAAUGACACUGCUUCUCAUUUCCCCUGUCUCUAGUUACUGCCGAUUUCUGCUCAUUAUUGAUGAAGUGUGCUUGGUCUUUGCCUCUUCUUCCUCCUUAGCUACUAUCUUCAGAUCACCGGAAUUUGUUGUUGCAAGUCGAUCUACUCGCUCCUUGCUCAGGCUUCAUCGUGAUUCCUUCUUCUCCCUCCUUCGGUGUCGUCUAGGUGAUAAUGUGUGGAGCUCGUCCUUCUUCCCCUCCAUUGGUCCACUGCUGUUACAGGUAUUGGUUCGCUGCUGUUACAAGUACUGUUGUGGGUUUGCGAUCUUCUUCCUCCUUUGCUCUUCCUUGACCGUGCGAUGGCUUCCCUUGUUUCUUCUUAGUUCAACGUUGUCACUGUGUUCAAGGGUGGGUAGCCAUGGGUAAUUAUAAGGAAGGUAGCUCGAUUAGAGUUGUAAGAAAUGAAUUUGAGUUUUGAAGAUUCUACAGGUAAGUGGAUAGUGUCCCAACUAAUUUAUUAAUAAAUUUUUCUUAUUCAAAUUUAUUUUUUACAUUGAUUAUUUUAAUAAUAAUUAUGUUGAUUAGUGGUGAAAAACGAUUCAUCAUAGCAUAUGAAUGUUUUAUCCUUAUGAGAUAUUCUUUCAGGAUUAAUAAAAUUUCUUUUCAUUAGCAUUAAAAAUUUUUGAUUAUUCAAUAAAUACAAGCAUGAGCAUUGGAUAUAAAAUUUGAUUUUGGAAAGUUUUAAUACUUAAAAGUAUUCAUGCGAGUUUGAUUUUGAGAAUGAGA
Molecule: messenger RNA, 868 nt
Organism: Prosopis cineraria
Lineage: Eukaryota; Viridiplantae; Streptophyta; Magnoliopsida; Fabales; Fabaceae
Exons: 2
Coding region: 107-508 (133 amino acids)
Source: RefSeq, a predicted model, not a curated record